Aspergillus campestris IBT 28561 is the source of this 1692-nucleotide messenger RNA. RefSeq names its product MFS transporter. NCBI's taxonomy places the organism in Eukaryota, Fungi, Ascomycota, Eurotiomycetes, Eurotiales, Aspergillaceae. Gene Ontology annotation, molecular function: transmembrane transporter activity. Gene Ontology annotation, cellular component: membrane. Bases 1 to 1692 code for a protein of 563 amino acids. The record is from RefSeq and is a predicted model, not a curated record. The transcript is spliced from 11 exons. Gene Ontology annotation, biological process: transmembrane transport.
AUGCCCGUUCCAGCAGACAGCCAAUCCACAAGCGACUCAAAGAGCGACUCCGAAGACAGCACGCGAAUCAAUUCCCCGGAGCGAGGAGAGGGUGACGCAGCCUUCGAGCCCAUCAGUACUCCGCACGCCACCCAUGAAGACCGCAUGCAGAGGCUCCACUCCGCGUCGUCGCGGCCCCUGGAGCGCAGCUGGUCGUUGAAUGAUGGGUAUAGCUGCAACACGGGCGACGAGCGGGUCAGCGAGAAGUCACCGGAUGAGGAAGAGGAUGUGGAUGCUAUGGCGGCUGAUUUUACCGUCGACUGGGACGAGAAUGACCCGAGCUGUCCGCGGAAUUUCAGUAAGCCGAGACGGUGGUUGAUUGUGAUCAUUUGCUCGUUGGGGUCUCUCUGUGUGACGUGUACGUCUUCGAUGUAUACUAUGACUUACGACCAGCUUACGGAGGAGUUCCACUGUUCCCGGUUGGUCGCGACGUUGGGACUGUCGUUCUUUAUCUGGGGACUUGGUCUUGGUCCGCUGUUUUUGGCGCCCCUCUCAGAGUUCUAUGGCCGACGGAAUAUUUACAUCAUCUCCUUCGCCUUUUUCUUGAUUUGGUUGAUUCCGUGCGCUGUGGCUCAAAAUACUCAAACAAUGAUCAUAGCCCGUUUCUUCAAUGGGAUUUCUGGGAGUGCCUUUCUUAGUGUUGCGGGUGGUACUGUUGGUGAUCUCUUUGCUCGCCAUGAACUCAGUGCGCCCAUGAUGAUUUACACGGCUUCUCCGUUUGUUGGGCCUGAGGUGGGACCGCUGGUUGGUGGCUUUAUCAACCAGUUUACGGGAUGGCGCUGGACCUUCUACGUGCUUCUCAUUUGGACAGGCGCUCUAUUCGUCUCGAUCAUUGUCUUCGUCCCGGAGACGUACCAUCCUGUACUCCUAAGACGCAAGGCACAGAGACGUCGCAAGGAGACAGGUGAUGAACGGUGGCAAGCACCGAUCGAGAGGCUCCAUCGAUCCGUAGCACGGACAGUGCUACGAUCUACCUACCGACCCAUGCUGCUUCUGAUCCUGGAACCCAUGUGCUUGAACCUCUGUCUGUUCUCGGCUAUUCUGCUGGGAAUCCUCUAUCUAUUCUUCGGCGCCUUCCAACUGGUCUUUGGCAACGUAUACCAUUUCGAGCUGUGGCAGCGCGGACUCUGUUUCCUCGGACUCUUCGUGGGCAUGGUCUUCGCCAUCUCGUCGGAUCCGUUCUGGCGUCGUGUUUAUGCCCGUCUGGAGGCUGAACACGAGAAAGAUGAAGGCAGGACGGAAAAAUAUCAGCCAGAGUGGCGGCUUCCUCCUGCUAUCCUCGGUGGGCCUCUAGUCACCAUCGGUCUGUUCAUGUUCGCCUGGACAAUCUAUUCACACGUCCACUGGAUUGUGCCGAUCAUCGGCAGCGUGUUCUUCGGAGCUGGGACAAUUCUUGUAUACUCCGGGAUUUUCACAUUUUUGGUCGAUGCGUAUCCGCUCUAUGCAGCAAGUGCUCUGGCAGCGAACAGUUUCGCGCGGUCGAGCUUUGCUGGAGUGUUUCCGCUGUUUGGAAUUCAAAUGUACAACAAUCUUGGAUAUCAUUGGGCGACCUCGCUAUUGGCUUUUCUGACGCUUGUCAUGGUACCAUUUCCAUACUUGUUUUUCCGCUACGGCAGCCGAAUUCGCAAGCAUAGCCGGUUCGCCCAUCGGUAG